Rotaria sordida is the source of this 3309-nucleotide messenger RNA. NCBI's taxonomy places the organism in Eukaryota, Metazoa, Rotifera, Eurotatoria, Philodinida, Philodinidae. The record is from the annotation of a GenBank genome assembly.
AUGAAACCAUCUCGUUUAAUACGUCGUUUUAAUAAAAAAGGUCGUCAACAAAAAAAAAUUGUUAUUGAACAAAAUCCAUCAGCAAAUGUGAUUGUUGAAGGAGAGACAACAACAGCUGACAAUAAUUCAAUUUUACCAUCAAAAAAACGAAAAACUCAUUCUGUUAGUCAAAUAACAACACCUAGCAAACGUAAAUUAUCAAAAAAAGAACGUAAACGUCUGGAAAAAGUACUCGAUGUUAAAAAGAAAAAAGCUAAACGAGUUGAAUUACUUGAUAAAUUAGGACAAAUACAAAUUUCUAAUGAUGAAUUAGCUCUUCUUCAUUCAGUAAAAAAUAUUGGUAGCAAAACAAAACGUCAACCGAUUGAUAUUCAAGUUUCAACAACAAAUUCUUCUACUUCAAUUAAUUUUAAUCAACGUUCUAGAAAACGUCCAGCUCAAGUAUCUACAGAAAUAAUUCAAAAUGAUUCAGAAUCAAGUUCAAAUGAUGAUGAUGAAACUAUUAAUGAUGAAGAUAUUCGUAAAGCUUUACUUCCUUCGCAACCAACAACAACAACACCUAUUCCUCCACCUCCUAUCAAACGACGACAACGUCAAAGUAGUACAAGUAGUGUCGAAGAAACUAAAGUCGAUAUUCCAGCUCGACCACAUGCAAAUGUUCAAGUUGAACGUAGUGAAGAAAUUCAAGCAAUACGUUCACAAUUACCGAUUAUUACUGAAGAACAGGCUAUUAUGGAAGCUAUUCAUGAUAAUCUUGUUGUUCUUAUUUGUGGAGAAACUGGUAGUGGUAAAACAACUCAAUUACCUCAAUUUCUUUAUGAAGCUGGUUAUACUCUUGAUGGUAAAAUGAUUGGUAUAACUGAACCACGACGUGUUGCUGCUAUAUCAAUGGCAUCACGUGUUGCAUAUGAAUUAAAUUUAACAAAUGAUCAAGUUUCAUAUCAAAUACGUUAUGAAGAAAUACAAAAUGAUUUUUUAUUAACAAAUUAUAGUUGUAUAUUGAUUGAUGAAGCGCAUGAACGUAGUAUUGCAACAGAUGUUUUAAUUGGUUUAUUAUCACGUAUUGUACCAAUACGUUGUCGACGUAAUGAUCCACUUCGUCUUGUUAUUAUGUCAGCAACAAUGCGUAUUGAAGAAUUUAUUAAUAAUAAAUAUUUAUUUAAAUUAAAACCAAAAAUUAUUAAUAUUGAUGCAAGACAAUAUCCAGUUACAAUACAUUUUAAUAAACAAACACCAAAAAAUUAUAUUAAUGAAGCUUAUAAAAAAAUUUGUAAAAUUCAUCGACAAUUACCAUCCGGUGGUAUUCUUAUUUUUGUUACUGGUCAACAAGAAGUUAAAACAUUAUGUUAUCAAUUGAAAAAAAAAUUUCCUAUAAAAAUACAAACAGAAAAUGAUGAUGAACCACAUUUUAAAUCAAAAAAAUCGAAAAAGAAAAUACAAGCAAAAACAAUCGCCGAUAAAUCUUCAUUAGAUAUUAUUGAUGAUGAAGAACUUGAACAUUUACAAUCGGAUAUUGAAGAAGAUGAAGAAAAAGAUAAAGAAUGUUCAAUAACAAGUGAUCUUGAUGAUGAUGAUAAUGCAGAUAUUAAUGUAAAAGAAAUAUCUAUUGAACCACUUUAUGUUCUUCCACUUUAUGCAAUACUUUCAUCAGAAAAACAAGCUCGUGUAUUCGAACCUCCACCACCUGGUACACGUUUAUGUGUUGUAGCAACAAAUGUUGCUGAAACAUCCAUUACAAUAUCAAGUGUAAAAUAUAUAGUCGAUUGUGGCAAAGUUAAAACAAAAUAUUAUGAUAAAUUAACUGGUGUAUCAACAUUUCGUAUUGAAUGGACAUCAAAAGCAUCAGCUAAUCAACGAACAGGUCGUGCUGGUCGUACAGCACCUGGUCAUUGUUAUCGACUUUAUUCAUCAGCUGUAUAUAAUGAUUCAUUUUCGGAAUAUACAUCACCAGAAAUUGUUCGAAAACCUGUUGAAGAUCUUGUUUUACAAUUAAAAACAUUAAAUAUUGAUCGUCUUGCUAAUUUUCCAUUUCCAACAUCACCUGAUUUAAAAGCAAUUAAUGUUGCUGAACAAAUUCUUAUUCAAUUAAAUGCAUUAGAUAAUAAAUCAUCAACAAAAAAAAUUACUGAAUUAGGUCGUCGAAUGUCAGCAUUUCCAAUUAAUCCAAGAUAUUCAAAAAUGCUUGUUAUUGCUCAAGAAAAUCAAGAUUUAUUACCAUAUGUUAUUACACUUGUUGCAGCACUUAGUGUUAAUGAAGUAUUAAAUAGUGGAGAAGUUAAAAUUCAAAAAAAUAAUCAAGAAAUUAAUAUUAAUUUAGAUGAUUUAAGACGACAAUGGAUAGGACAAGGUGAAUCACUUUUACUUGGUGAUAUAAUGGUUUUACUUAAAGCAGUUGGUGCAUUAGAUCAUCAAAAUUCCAAAAAUGAUCUAUCUAUUUGUAUGCAUUAUGGAUUACGACCAAAAGCUAUGACUGAAAUUCGUAAAAUUCGUCGACAAUUAAUACAAAUUGUGAAAUCAAUAUUACCAGAAACAGGAUCAAUACUUGAUGCUCGUCUUUUACCACCAAGCGAACAACAAAUAUGUCUAUUACGUAAAGUACUUGCAGCUGGUAUGGUCGAUCGUUUAGCCAAACGAAUCGAAGGAUCUGUUAUAAUUAAUGGUCAUAAAGCAAAUAAUGCUUAUCAGACUCUUCUACUUGAUGAACCGGUAUUUAUUCAUCCAUCAUCAGUUCUUAUUAAUGAUUUACCAUCAUUUGUUUGUUAUCAAGAAGUACAUGAAACAAAUCGAAUAUUUAUCAAAGAUAUUUGUGCUAUUCAAAUGGAUUGGAUUGUUCAAUUAAAUCCACAUUUAUGUUCAUUUGGUCCUAUUGAAGAUGAUCCUCAACCACGUUAUGAUGAAAAUCAAGAUAAAAUGCUUUGUCAUCGUAAAGCAACAAUAGGUCAACGAGUAUCAUGGUCACUUGGUUCAUCAAUUGAAACAAUAUUUCCAACUAAUACAAAUGAUCGUUAUCGUUGGUUUGGAAAAUAUUUUCUUGAUGGUAUUAUUUGUCCUCGUCUUUUACAAUUUCGUUCAACUUUAUUAUGUUCAUCAAAUGCUAUGGUUAAAUCAUGGGCAUCACUUAUGGAACGAACACAAUUAUUUCUUAAUGCAUUAGUAAUAAAAGAAAUUGAUAAUCGAACAAAAUUAAAAGAAAUUUGGUCAAUAGAACCAAAAUAUCUACUUGAUGUUUAUUGUAAUUGGUUACCAGAAUCAUUACAUGCACAAGUUAGAUCUAUAUGGCCACCAAUACCAUUUGUUUUGGAAAAAUAA